This is a messenger RNA of Anopheles cruzii, 2883 nucleotides long. RefSeq names its product chaoptin-like. Gene Ontology annotation, molecular function: protein binding. Bases 37 to 2811 code for a protein of 924 amino acids. The transcript has 2 exons. The record is from RefSeq and is a predicted model, not a curated record. Lineage: Eukaryota; Metazoa; Arthropoda; Insecta; Diptera; Culicidae.
CAGUCCGGAGUGGCUGUCCGACACGGUACGGUCAAAAUGGGUCUCUUUCCAUUCUCACCAUUGGUUGUAGCGAUUCUCCUUACGGCGAGUGUUCUGGGAGCCGUCCAAGUGUCCGUGCCGACACCGGAAAUCGAAUCAACGACUAACAUCUGGAGCACGGAGGAUGAAGAUUUGGCCGACCGGAAGGUGGCAGAGUGUGUUGUGGAGGGUCAGCAUCCGGCAAUCGACUCGGCCCUCCUCCGUGGACACUGCCCACUGGCGGUGGAACAACUUCGCGUACCCGUUGGAGCACUUGCGGUGCAAGAGCAGGCAUUCGCAUCGUACACCAAUCUAACCUCACUUCAUUUGGACAACAACUGGCUGGCCGACGUACCGAAGAAGGCUCUCGCGGGUCUGCCUGCCCUGAAGUCGCUGUCAAUUAGCGGCAAUCGGUUGCCGUCCGUACGGAGCGACGUGUUCCUGGAUGUGACACAGUUGGUGUGGCUGUCGUUGAGUGACAACGCCAUAACGUUCAUCCAGCCGGACUCACUGGAGGCACUGGAGAGCUUAACAUUUCUCAAUCUGAGCUGGAAUCGGAUCGCUACACUCGAAGGAAACUGGUUACAAGCGUUACAUCGAUUGCAGGUGCUCGAUCUUAGCUACAACAACGUCGCCCAGCUGAAGCCAACCACAUUCCAUACGCUCGAGGCGUUAACGGAGCUACGUUUGAAGGGGAAUCUUCUUCACACCUUGCACGGCAACACAUUUGCGCCCUUACGUGAGCUACGCUGUCUUGAUUUGGGUAGCAAUUUUUUGACCACCCUUCCGCGACGUUUGCUGACAUCGAACAGGAAACUGGAGGAGCUUCACCUACAACGGAACGGCCUAGAGAGCCUAUCGGAGGACGCGUUUGUUGGGCUAGCGUUACUGGAUCGUCUGGACUUGGAUGAAAAUCAACUAACGAACCUCGCCGGUGGUACGUUCCGCGAUCAGGCUCGCUUCGCGCGGCUCAACCUGGAGAUAAAUCAACUGCAACUUCUUGACCUGAGCAUGCUCAAAACUCCCGAAGUUUUGUUGCAAAAUAACCGGUUGAGGGUGCUUAAUGUAACGCGAACCGUAACCGAAUCGAUUGUGCAGAACUUGAUGCUGUACGGCAAUGAGAUCACUUCGAUCGAUCAAGAGGCAUUCCAAGGUCUGGCGUUACUGGAGGCUCUCUACCUGGACCACAAUCGCAUUACGGAACUGCCCGCUCUAUUGUUUCGUUUCAACGAGCAGCUGCACCAUGUAACGAUCUCCCACAACCGGUUGACGGUUCUGAAGACCAACACCUUUGCCGGCCUCGCACGGCUCCACUCGGUUGAUCUGUCACACAACGCACUGACCACGAUCGAGGUGGCCACCUUCCACGGUUCCCCGGUGCGGUACCUCAACCUCAACGGCAACCAUCUGAAGGCGCUCGACGAGAGGAUCCUUUCAGGAACGACGCUCCACUAUCUGCACGUCGAUUCGAACGGUAUCGAUUCGUUGGCAAGCCUUCCCACAGCAUUGCUGAACGAGUUGGUGGAGCUAUCGAUGAGGGACAAUCGUAUCGACACACUGCACGAACUUUGCGAGACCCGUAGCCUGCCUAAGCUGUCAACACUGGACUUGUCGAACAACUCGCUGCCUUCCGUUGGCGAGCGAUGUCUGCGAAACAUUGGAACACGAGCGGAUCCAAUUAGUGUAGCCCUCGCGGACAACAAGUUGGAAACAGUUCCAGGUUUUGUGGGGCGCAUUCUGUCACUCGAUCUAAGCCGCAACAACGUAACGCUCCACGAUGGCUAUCAGUUCCGUUGGUAUCAGGGCACGGAAAAGUUGCUGCUUCGUGGAGCCGCCAUCGGAAAGGUUCGAGCGGUUCAGUUCACAUUUCUUGUUCACCUCAAGCACCUCGAGAUUGGCUCGGAGAGGUUGGAAGAAAUCGAAGGUGAUGCAUUUCACGGGCGGUUACUGGAGCAUCUGACGAUUUCGGGAACACCAUUAAAAACGAUGCCCAAAGCGUUGCUCGAAGGUCAACAGCGACUUCAAACGGUUUCGUUUGCCCACAACAGGCUCAACCGACUUGCUUCGGAUACUUUCCUCGAUUGUCAGCAGCUAACGAAUAUGGAUCUGUCGUUCAACGAGCUCGAAGCUAUCGAUCCGUUGUGGUUCGUAGGAUUGCUUCAGCUGAAAGUGGUUAACUUGGAACGCAACCGGCUCACGGUGGUACCGGCGCUCCCUGCAGAACUGUCGCUCGAUUCACUCUCCUUGGCGAACAAUAGAGUCUCCUCAAUCUCCCCGCUGCGGGAAGCAUCAAUUCGAGCGUUAAACAUAUCGCAUAACAAUCUCACCCAUCUUCCGGAGCUUUCCGAACGUACGACCCAGCUGGACGUAUCGGGCAAUGGUCUGAAACAGUUGACGAUAGGGCCACACUGCCAGGUGUUGAUUGCCAACUCCAAUCAAAUUCAAUCGCUCCACUGGUUACCAAUUGAGAGGAAAUUUGAGCUACAACACUUGGAGGUUAGCGAUAAUUUGCUGACCGAAGUCGACGAGCGGCUGUUCGAUUUGCGGCACCUCAGCACUGUCGAUCUGGCCGAGAACCGAUUAAGCAGCUUCCCAUUCGCGGCGCUCCACAAGGCGAAGCACCUUCGGCUGGUGGAUGUUUCGAGAAACAAUAUUCGCCGUUUGCCCGACAGUGGCGUGCCCCGCUUCAGGCUGGAUGCGCUCGAUUUAUCCGAAAAUCCGUUGGAGGCUCUGUCGGACUAUUUCCUUAACGUUACGUCCAUCCACGAGCUUAGGGUGAACUUGGUUAAAUGAGCUUGAAUUAAUACUGAGCACCACGUGUCGUCAUAAUAUAGUGUUAGUUGUUCGAAAAAUAGAAUAAAUAAA